AGGGAAGGGCAGGAAGGCAGGUAGAGAGGCAGGGGGGGCAAUAAAGAAGGAAAUGAUGCGCGCGCACACCGUGGCCACCCCUCUCCCCGCUCCUCUCUCCCCACCCACCGCCGCGCUGCGCCGGGCCACCACCCACUCUACCCUCCUCCCCCCCUCUCUCUCCCUCCCCCCACCUCCACCACCACCAGCACCCACCACCAUCCCGGCGCGGAGACCGGUUCCCUCCCUCCACCCCCGCAACCCUCUCCCGCCUCGCCCGCGCCUCCCUCCAUUUGUCCGCUGCCCCUCUCCCUCCCGAUCUUAACCACCCGCCGCGGCCCUCCCGCCACCCGGCUUCCUCUCCCAGUCUCCCCCUUCUUCCUCCCUCAAACCACCCGCUCGCCACCCCUUUCCCUUUCCACCAUCUCCCCCUCUUCUUCUUCUUCUCCAUCCAGACGACCAGGAGGAGGAGGAAGAACAACCACGAAGGCCUCUCUCUCUCUCUCUCUCUCUCUCUCUCUCUCUCUCUCUCCCCCCUUGAAGCACCCCCGUAGCGAGAGGGAGGGCGGAAGAGGAUGAGCGCGUCCAGGUUCAUAAAGUGCGUCACGGUCGGGGACGGCGCCGUCGGCAAGACCUGCAUGCUCAUCUCCUACACCUCCAACACCUUCCCCACCGACUAUGUUCCGACGGUGUUUGACAACUUCAGUGCUAAUGUUGUGGUUGAUGGUAACACUGUCAACCUCGGCCUCUGGGACACUGCAGGUCAAGAGGAUUACAACAGACUGAGACCACUGAGCUAUCGUGGAGCUGAUGUUUUUCUUCUGGCUUUCUCACUGAUAAGUAAGGCCAGCUAUGAGAAUGUUUCGAAGAAGUGGAUACCUGAACUGAAGCAUUAUGCACCUGGUGUGCCAAUAAUUCUUGUAGGAACAAAGCUUGAUCUUCGAGAUGACAAACAGUUCUUUGUGGACCAUCCUGGUGCUGUCCCUAUCACUACUGCUCAGGGAGAGGAGCUAAGAAAGCAAAUAGGCGCACCAUACUACAUCGAAUGCAGCUCAAAGACCCAACUAAACGUAAAGGGUGUGUUCGAUGCGGCGAUAAAGGUUGUGCUGCAGCCACCAAAGGCGAAGAAGAAGAAAAAGGCGCAGAGGGGGGCGUGCUCCAUUUUGUGAUUUAAUCAUCAGUAGACAAAGAAACAAGGGCGAAGGUGCCAUGGUUUUAUUAUCGUCGCGUCUUGCUUCAGCGAAACAGCAUGGAUGGUCCCCCACCCCCUAGGUUUACUGGCGGCUGCAGCGAGUUCUCAUCUCUUUGUCGAGGCAUUGAGCGAUAUGUUUGUUUCAUUUCCUCCUUCCUGCCUUGUGAUUAUCUGGUGUGUGACUGACGAAGUCGUGGCAAUUAGGUAACUUGCUUAGAAGGUAUUUCCCGUGUUUGAGCAAAAAAAAAGUAUCCUGUUAUCUCUGUUCCAUAAGUAGACAUGAUGUAAUCGUACUAAGUUUAUUUUUACUUAUUUCACUUCAAUGGAAAAUUAUGCUUCCCAUUA
Molecule: messenger RNA, 1516 nt
Organism: Sorghum bicolor (sorghum)
Lineage: Eukaryota; Viridiplantae; Streptophyta; Magnoliopsida; Poales; Poaceae
Product: rac-like GTP-binding protein 6
Exons: 7
Coding region: 555-1148 (197 amino acids)
Biological process (GO): cortical cytoskeleton organization; establishment or maintenance of cell polarity; regulation of cell shape
Cellular component (GO): cytoskeleton; cell cortex; cytoplasmic vesicle
Molecular function (GO): GTPase activity; protein kinase binding; GTP binding
Source: RefSeq, a predicted model, not a curated record